AUGACCAAUUCCAUUGUCAGCAAGGGCAAGGACAGUUCUGAACGCCCAUUUACACCAUCACUUGCCUUCAAACUACCUGAUCCAAACACCAUUAUGCCCACGCCACCCAUGCCCCUAACUCCCAAGAAACAGAAGCAAAGUUCAGCUACUGUUUUGUCCAGCUAUUGGGAGAAGGUCGAGCAUGGAUCCAUUGACACUCACACGCCUUAUGAACUUCCUGAUAACAAUCGAGAGCUUAGUGAAACAGACAUAAGCCUCAUCAUUCUUUUGGCUCAAGCCAAAGAGUUCAAUGAAGCCGGCUUCUACAACACAUUGGUGAGGCAUACCUACUCACAUGGAUGGCAGCAGCGAGCUGAGGAGCAUCAACAGGUUGAUUGCAUAAAUCAAAUGGUCCCAGCGGAUAAGCAGAGGGAGAGGGAUCUAGUGAAGCAGGCAUUUAAUGCCCAAGUCAUUCAGCUGAAGGCAGAUUUUGAAAGCCGCAUCUCUGCUAUUGCGCUAGAGUUCUCAGGCCGUGGACGCCACUAUUCCAAGCAUCAAAUUCGCAGCCAGAUAAUCUAUAACCUAUUGAAACCAAAGAAGACUCGUAAGCCAAUGCUUCGCAAUGCAUGGGCCCAUGCUGAGGCUGAGGCCUGA
Messenger RNA from Cantharellus anzutake, 633 nucleotides. RefSeq lists its product as uncharacterized. NCBI's taxonomy places the organism in Eukaryota, Fungi, Basidiomycota, Agaricomycetes, Cantharellales, Hydnaceae. The transcript is spliced from 4 exons. Bases 1 to 633 code for a protein of 210 amino acids. The record is from RefSeq and is a predicted model, not a curated record.